Solanum tuberosum (potato) is the source of this 614-nucleotide messenger RNA. Its product is annotated as auxin-induced protein 15A-like. Gene Ontology annotation, biological process: response to auxin. The transcript has a single exon. The record is from RefSeq and is a predicted model, not a curated record. Lineage: Eukaryota; Viridiplantae; Streptophyta; Magnoliopsida; Solanales; Solanaceae. Bases 84 to 374 code for a protein of 96 amino acids.
UAGCCCACAUGCCUUUGUUCUUCCAAUAAAUACACCUCUAUCUUUCUAAUUCUUUGCCAACACAUAAAUUAAACUAUUCUACUAUGGCUCUAAAGAAAGCAACUCAAACAGCAACUCUUAAACAAAUCUUGAAAAAAUGUUCUAGCUUUGGAAAAAAUGAAAAUGGGCUACCAAAUGAUGUCCCAAAAGGACAUUUUGUGGUAUAUGUGGGAGAAAAUAGGAGUAGAUAUAUUAUUCCAAUUUCUUGGUUGACUCAUCCUGAAUUUCAAAGUUUGCUUCAAAGGGCUGAAGAAGAGUUUGGAUUUAAUCAUGAUUUGGGAAUUACUAUUCCUUGUCAUGAACAUGAUUUCUGCUCUCUUAUUUCUAACUUUUGAUCGAUCAGUCGGUGCACUAAAUAUCUCGCUAUGCACGGAAUUCAAGAAGGGGAGAGGAGAUCUAGCAAAUCAAAGUGGAUUUGCUAAAAAAAAUAAAAUAAUUGUGAAUACUAGAAAUUUUGUAUAUUGGUUUUCAUGCACUCUUAUUGUUUUCGUCUGUGGUGUUGAAUGUUUAUACCCGUCGAAAAUUCUUGUUUAUGAGAAUCAAUUAAAUUCCAAAAAUAUUUCUUUCAUUGUUUU